Messenger RNA from Triticum aestivum (bread wheat), 634 nucleotides. RefSeq lists its product as uncharacterized. Lineage: Eukaryota; Viridiplantae; Streptophyta; Magnoliopsida; Poales; Poaceae. The transcript has a single exon. Bases 74 to 424 code for a protein of 116 amino acids. The record is from RefSeq and is a predicted model, not a curated record.
CGCAGCACCCUCCAGUCCCUCUCUCCUCCACCUCUGCCCAGCACAAACGGACCGACUAGCUAAGCUUGUCAUCAUGGACAGAAAGGCGGUGUGCAUCUGGUUUCUGAUCCUCGCGCUUGUGCUGCUCGCCGGCCCGGGCGCGAACGCCGCGGCACUCCUUGGUGGCACUGCCAGCGUCGACGCGGUGCGGCAGCUGAUGCCGACGUCAUCGUCGUCCAUGAGGCUGGGGGACGGCGUGGCGCCGGAGCUCGCGGUGGUGUCCACGGUGGUGGACCUCGGGGUGCACCGGCGCGUUCUCGCCGGCAUCGACCCGGGGCCACUGAACGGCAACAAGCAAGCCUGCAGGCCCAAGUGCGCGCAGCCCGGACAGCCGAACACAGGCCGGAACUGCCUCAAGAUUUACCGCUGCCCAGGAGGAAACUGAGCGGGACAGCACCAUGGACCGUCGAUUCCCCCUCCUCCGUCCAUGGGUGCAUGCAUGGGUGCGCUCGCGUUCCAUGUUCUGCUUUCGUUUCCAUUUUGCGUUUCAGUACCGCGUCAGCGUUGCUAUCGCCAUGUUUCUUGAAAUGUAACUUGGCAUAAUGUACCUCCCGCUUGAUGAUGAUGAUCAAAAGUGAACGUUAUCUUACAUCCA